Messenger RNA from Siniperca chuatsi (mandarin fish), 891 nucleotides. Its product is annotated as lysozyme g. Gene Ontology annotation, molecular function: lysozyme activity. Gene Ontology annotation, biological process: peptidoglycan catabolic process. Lineage: Eukaryota; Metazoa; Chordata; Actinopteri; Centrarchiformes; Sinipercidae. The transcript has 6 exons. Bases 165 to 794 code for a protein of 209 amino acids. The record is from RefSeq and is a predicted model, not a curated record.
GCAGGGGCAAGAUUAGAAUAGCAGGCAGGAUUUGUCAGAGAUAGUGGAACUUAAACUAGCAUUUAAACACACCCAUCUGGCAAAGCGAAACGGAGGUCAGUGUGCAACAGCUCUGUUGGUGCUAGCUCUCAUAUUCAGCUUUGAGUGGACUAUCCGAGGAGAAAAUGGGAAAUGUUUCAGAGAGACCAGCAGAAGAGGAAACAGGAAAAAUGGGUUAUGGAAACAUCAUGAGGCUUGAAACUACUGGAGCUUCAUGGGAAACAGCUCAGCAGGACAGUCUGGCAUACUCAGGUGAGAGGGCAUCACACACCAUGGCAAAGACUGAUGCGGGCAGAAUGGAAAAGUACAGGUCUAAAAUCAACAGUGUGGGAGCUAAAUAUGGAAUCGAUCCAGCUCUAAUCGCUGCCAUCAUCUCCAGAGAGUCCAGGGCCGGAAAUGCCCUACAUGAUGGCUGGGGAGACUAUGACUCAAAGAGAGGAGCGUAUAACGGCUGGGGACUGAUGCAGGUUGAUGUUAAUCCAAACGGAGGUGGACACACUGCACAGGGCGCAUGGGACAGUGAGGAACACCUCCGCCAAGGCACCGAGAUCUUGGUUCAUUUUAUCAAUCGGAUCCGCAACAAAUUUCCUGGCUGGAGCACGGAGCAGCAGCUGAAAGGAGGGAUAGCAGCCUACAAUAUGGGGGAUGGAAACGUCCAUUCCUAUGAAAACGUGGAUGAGAACACAACAGGUAAAGACUACUCCAAUGACGUCGUUGCCAGAGCUCAGUGGUACAAAAACAACGAAGGCUUUUAACAGCUGAAGCUGUCCACGACAAAAUUCUCUGAAAAAUCUGCAAAUCAUGAAGGAAACACUAUGUAAUGUGUGCUAAAUAAACAUAAUGCAAAGCAAA